Messenger RNA from Colletotrichum gloeosporioides, 441 nucleotides. RefSeq lists its product as uncharacterized. NCBI's taxonomy places the organism in Eukaryota, Fungi, Ascomycota, Sordariomycetes, Glomerellales, Glomerellaceae. The record is from RefSeq and is a predicted model, not a curated record. The transcript has a single exon. Bases 1 to 441 code for a protein of 146 amino acids.
AUGAAUCUGGACACCAUUCUUAUAGACGGCUUCAACAUCAUUCACAAUCCCGAAAAGGCCUCGGUCCGCUACCUGAGAGUGAAAAGUGGUUCCAGAUCGCUGGAUCUCCGACUCCGCGAGUUCUGGAGCCAUGAUCUGGUGGUCAAUCAUCCAGCGCUACAAGCCCUCGACAUCCUCACGCGUGACCUCCUUGACUGGACGCAGUGGAUCGAGGAGAACUACCAGCAUUGGAGGGUGAGGUCCCGCGUUCGGAUCAUCAAUGUUGACACCGGCGAGUAUCUCAAUGAUGUCAACAGCGGACCGUACAGUGACUGGUAUGACACCCAUAUUGGAGGGCGGGAGCCGCGCGUGACGGAUGAGACGGACGAGGAGCGGAUGGAGGCGAUGCGUCUCUAUGGACACCCGCUGCCGGUGGCUGACUUGAGCCGCGGGAUUGAGUGA